AUGGCAUCUUUCGCUAUUAACUACAUAAGCGGCUGGCCUACUUAUGCGACCAGAAAUCGUGGCCAAACUUUGAUACCGGCCAACCAAGAAACCUCUCUCUGGUCUGUCCAAGCACCAAAUGUCAAUGAAACCCCGACUGGGUCCAUCAAUUGUUGCACUUUUUCCAUGCCGACGGCGCAAGCCCCAAUGAUUCGCAUUGGAAUGGAGGUACAGAUUAACGGUGUUCAAACGGGAACACAGUUCACCAUUAUUGGUACCCUACGAGGCCAUAAUUUUUUGCAAAGCGCAACAAUUACAAUGCCACGAAGUGGGACUGCUAUGCCGGUGGUAAAUUUCCAGGUCUUUGCUGAGGCACAAAGGUUCCCCUGUAGGAUAGCAGGUGAUUGGAGUUGGUCCAUCAACAUCACAGGCGUUCCUCCAAUCAACUUUCCAACGACAACUCGUCUCGAGAUAUGUCUGGUAGCCUCCGCACCACCACAGGGUCCCCUCAAUCCCGGAACCCCUAAUACAAUUGCUCGACCAAACUUUGGUGGAGAAUAUCCUAUUGAUGCAUUUCGUUUAUUUCUUCCUACUCCGGAGGAGCUUACGGGGAUUUUGCAAAACGCGCUCCCUAAUUACUUAGUAAGGUCGAUGUCUGUCAUCUGGAAUCUCGGAUUGGUACUCAAUCCUGAGUUGAAUGCAACCCGUUUGUUUUCUUACGAAACGAUCAACGGCGCUCCGUCAUAUAUCGAUGGAUACCUAGGCGGCCUUUUCCAGCUCCGCCGUUUUACCAGGGGCCUUUUCGACAGUCUCAACUGCUACGAUCUGGCUGGAUUGACGCAGAUUGCUGCAUGCAUAAUCCAAGACAAUCAAGGAAAUGAACUAUUGGAUCCCCGUUGGAUAUAUUGUACUCCAUAUGGUUUUAUCAAUAGCGGACCACUGUUCGGCUGGCCACAGUACCCUGCUUGCAAUUCUCCUUUCUUUGGUCAAGGAAAACUGCCAUAUUACCCUCCUAAUGACCCCCAACGAAAUUCAUUCGGCAAUCAUGCUUGGAUAGAGGUUGUCACUCAAGCAGGCCAGCAACCGGUUGUCCUAGAUGCUACCCAUUGUCUACAAGCUGCGCCGAACGCACCAGCUAGCGGAACACAGGAUCGUCCCACUUAUCUGGCUAGCCAAACGGAUCAUACAAGAGGUCCAUAUGACUGGUUAUACAGUAAGACUAGCCUCUCUUUACAAUAUAUUUUCAGAGUUAACCUCUCCCUAGCUUCGAACCCGGCUUCGCGCACUAGUAUGAUCGGGUUGAACGGGUUUGGCACUACCCCAUUCGCUCUGACUGAGCUCGAGCCUGGUGAAAUCGAUGUAGAGUCCGACCUAGUCAACAACGCACCUUGCGAUCCUGAAAGUCUGCUUCAACUCGUUAAUGGUCUGCUCCCGAAUGCAUCUAUUGAUUUGGACGAUUAUGUUGUCGGUUCGAAAGGCUGCCAGGCACUACUAGUAUUUUGCGGGAUCGCUUCCGACGACGACCGUCUUACCCUAGAGAUUACGAACGCAAGAUCAGAGCGAAUUGCAAUCCACGGGUUCCAGCAUUUACGCGAACAGAUUCUCAAUGGCAUACCUAAGGACUUUAUCCUAGAUUCGAGCGAACUAGGUGAAAAUUCAGUGCGACUUCCAUCCUCAGUCUCUUGGUUGCGCAAUAGCACCCGUAUCAGGAUCAUUGUUCCAGCCAAAUAUUUACAGGAUGACCCGCAAUAUGCCGAACUGCUUCUACAGCUUGCUAAGAGAAUCGACGAUUAUAUUACUUCCAAUGCUGUACCUCCCCAAAAGCAGCACCUUCCAGGGGUAACACUCACGGGGCCCAAGACCGUUACAGUAUCCAUCCACGAUACAUUCUCACUCAACUUAGGCAGUCUCAGAGACAACUUGUCAUAUGCAGAACUAUCUUCAACAGGGAUAGUUCAGUGCCUAGGUCCAAUCUCUGAUGCCGGUGAGUUCAAAUUCUUAGCCAUUGCGCCUGGCGAAGUCGUCAUAAAAUUAUGCAUAGCACACCGGGGGUCUUUAGCGGUCCAGAUACUCUACGUCAAAGCUACGGUGAAAAACAAGGUUGGAUCACAAUCUAAAGCCCUGCUUUUCGGAAAUAAACACACUGUUCAAGCAAAGAAAUGCAGCUCCUCGGAUUUAUAG
This is a messenger RNA of Orbilia oligospora ATCC 24927, 2160 nucleotides long. RefSeq lists its product as uncharacterized. The record is from RefSeq and is a predicted model, not a curated record. Bases 1 to 2160 code for a protein of 719 amino acids. The transcript has 2 exons. Lineage: Eukaryota; Fungi; Ascomycota; Orbiliomycetes; Orbiliales; Orbiliaceae.